AUCGACACUUGAUGUUCUUCACUCGCAUUUGUAGUGUUUUAAACGUCAAAGUGUCAAAAAUCUCUUGUGAUUUGUUUUCUUUUGGAAAAGUUCGUCAAAAUAGUGGGAAAAAUGCUGGGAAAUUGGCAAAAUUGGUGUCGAUUGUGUGCAAAAAGUAAUUCUUCAGAGGAUAAAUGUUUUCACAAAACUGAAUCUAUUUCCGAUCAAUUGGAAAUUGUUAAUAAACACUUUACAAUUUCGUUGGUUCCUCUUGAAGGUAUUCUGUCCUGGAUUUGCAAUGAGUGUCACUCUUUCCUUGCAAAAUUGGAUAAUUACGGUGAACAAUGUCUAAGAGUGGAUCAAAUGUUUAGAGAACUUAUUCUACGUAAGGAUAUCACAGAUGCUGAUCUUCAAUCAAUUCGUGUUGUCUAUGGGAUUGAUAGGGAAGAAGUUAAAUAUAGCAAUGUCUUGACGGAGGAUAAAAAAGAAACUCGUUCAAGUGAAUCUGUCGUUAUUCCUGAUCCUCUCGAUUCAGAAGACGAAAAUGAGAUUUCGGUGAAGGAAGAAAGUAGUCCUGCAGAACUUUCCCCUGUUCGAAGAACACGAAAGAGGAAGAAAAUAGAGAAACAAAUCACUCUCAUACCUAGAAAACGAGGACGUCCUAGAAAAUGCACCCAACAACAAAUUCUUGUUAACCCCAAAGCUGAAGUGAAGGAAGAAACGAAAUUCAGUGAUUCAGAUGCAGACAGUGCAGCUCCUGAGCAAGAUCUCGAUGAUACCUCUGACUACGUUCCAGAUGAUCUUUUUGAUCAACAAGGUGAACAGCCUGAAGAAGAAAAGAAGCCGCAUAAAAACCCGCGGAAACGAUCGAAAAUCUCCACAGAUAAGGAAAAUGAAUGUGAAUUUUGUUCGAAGAAAUUCUGCAGACGGAGCGUCCUGAAGGAGCACAUUCUGGAGCAACAUAGGCCUGAUGAAUUGCCGCAUGUGUGCUCAAAGUGCUCCAGACGUUUCAUUUCAAAGUACAAACUCAAAGUUCACGAAUCAACGCACCUCUCCGAAGCUGAGAGACGGAAUCUCCCAUGUCCGUACUGUGAGAAAAAGUUCGCCAAGAAGUUUAUUCUUCAAUCGCACAUCCAUGCGAUGCACAUUGGUGACAAGCCGUACGUUUGUGAGGAAUGCGGGAACUCCUUCAGGACAAUAAGUGCUCUCAAUCAGCAUCAGACAAUCCACAGCGACGAACGGCCAUAUCAGUGCGCCAGUUGCCCGAAGAAGUUCAAAAAGACACAACAUCUGAAGAGGCACGAAGAGAGUCACACGGAUAAGAUGUACGAAUGCCCUCAUUGCGACCUCAAGCUAAAAACCACACGAACCCUCAGGAUGCACCUUUUGGUGCAUUCAGAUGAUAAGAAAUAUAAAUGCCACUACUGUGGCAAUGAGUACAAACGCUCAAAGACUCUCAAAGAUCAUCUCAUUUUACACACGGGUCAGAGGCCUUACGAGUGCCCAUUCUGUGAUAAGACCUUCGCAAAUAAUUCCAAUUGUCGCAGUCACAAAAGGAAAGCACAUCCAGUUGAAUUGGCAGCUCUAGAGGCUUCAGGAGAGCAACAACCAAUGCGAACUAUUGUUCCAAAGCUCGAACAUUUACAACCAAAGCAAUCAACUACAAAUCCCCAUGAUCCAGAAGGGGUAAAAAGUGAAAAAGUUUAGUAAUAAGUCAAAAGUUUAGGGUCCUUAAGAUGUGAAAGCUCACAAAUCUAGGAGAUUUAAAGGCAGGUAAAUUAUACAGACAGAACGACUUUCUUAUUCACGUUCUAAAAUCGAGUUCAGUGUUGCAUGACAACAGUGAUCUUAUGAGUACAGUCAUUAGCCACAAGGCAAGACAAUAGCAACAUAAAACUUAUUUUAAAAAAAAAGUUAUUUCAUAACAAUUCUUGGGCUCAAAUUGAUAACAAAUAGUUUUUAUAAUCAUUGAAAAAUUUCUACGAUCAUUUACAAAAUUUUUAUUUUUAUUGAACUUUUUUUUUAUAAAGAACCUUUCGGAGAUCAUAGUUUCCGCCUUCUUCAGGUACAAAAUAUUUUUUGUUUACUCUCUAACUUUUUUUUAUCAAUUGAAGAAUUUCUAACAUUUUAUAUCAUUCAGAGAGAUAUGCAAAUAAUAAAAUUUAAAAUCAAGUGUAAAAGUUGAUUCUGUGAAAAAAUUUUAAAAAAAGUUUUUUUUUCAAUGUAAAUUAAUCUAAGAAACGUUCGAAUGUACAAUGAAAAAUAAAAAAAAAAUAUAAUA
Messenger RNA from Lutzomyia longipalpis, 2260 nucleotides. RefSeq names its product zinc finger protein weckle-like. Gene Ontology annotation, cellular component: nucleus. Gene Ontology annotation, molecular function: RNA polymerase II cis-regulatory region sequence-specific DNA binding; zinc ion binding; DNA-binding transcription activator activity, RNA polymerase II-specific. NCBI's taxonomy places the organism in Eukaryota, Metazoa, Arthropoda, Insecta, Diptera, Psychodidae. The record is from RefSeq and is a predicted model, not a curated record. The coding region runs from base 112 to 1686 and encodes 524 amino acids. Gene Ontology annotation, biological process: regulation of transcription by RNA polymerase II. The transcript has 6 exons.